ACUCGCGGAGUAUUUUGACCAGAAUUAUUGUACAUAUUGAGUGCAUUAGACGGAAUAUUCAAUAUGCGGAUAUCAAAUAAACGUUAAUGUUAUCAUUAUACUUAUAUAAUAAAUAAAAAGUUCCUUUAUUUUUUUUCAGAUUUUUUUCCAACAAGUGUUUCCAUAGCAACUUUUCUAUUGAAAUCUUACAGCCAACAAUAGCCAACAAUCAAAGACAUAUGAGACCCAGGCACACAAACAUGAUUGAAACAGAUGUGUAUUAAAGUACAAUGGAUUCCCUGGAAGCUUACUGGACCUAUUUAGUGAGCUGCUCUCAGUCCUUAAUACAGGAUCAUGGCUACUGGACAUUGGAAGGUCAGAAAGGCAGGAGUCUUCAAGACAUUGUAAUGGUCAAACUGAGCCGCUUGCUUUUGAAGAAUCUAGAUCAGAUCGGAUCAUGCAGAUCACUUAGGAUUUGCAUCUUGGCUGACAACUUCCUGACCAGGAUUGAAGCUGUAAUGGAGUGCGCAUGCUUGGUUAAGUUAGAUCUGAAAGGAAAUCAGAUUGUCCAGCUCCCUGACGCUUCAUGUUGGAGUCAACUCAAAGAAUUACAACUCCUUUAUCUCCAUGACAACAACAUGGCAAGCUGGAAUAAUAUUAAUGGCCUGUCUGGCUGUUUAAACCUGACCGCAUUAACUCUCUUUGAUAGUCCACUCAGCUUAAAGAAGAACUACAGGCACUGCGUGGUCAACAACAUAUUGUCACUGAAGGCCCUGGACAACUAUGUUAUCUCAGAUGAGGAAAUCAUCCAGAACUGGUCUCUUCCCUUUCAAUUUAAAGCAAUGAAACCACACUUUCAUGUCAAUCUGUAUUCAUCAAAGCAGGACUCAUUUGAGACACAGAUCAAAGCCGUGUAUAGGGUAUUCGCUGAGAUCAACAGGAUUCAGGCUUUUUAUUGCCCUACACUUAUCAUACAGCGCUGGAUUCGGGGCCAUUUAAUUAGAAAAAGUCUUGGUCUUUGUAGUACAAAGAAGGAAGGGGCUGAGAAAUCAAUCAUUUCCACCCGAAAUAUAAGUGCAGAAACGAAGCAGGUAUCACAACAAUCUUUGAAAGUCUUGGAAGUGAUCACCAGGAACCCCAGUCAGCUGUCAAAGGAACUGCUGAAGACAGAUGUGCUGUUCAAAACGCUGCAUGUAAACUUAAACAGACUGAUGCAAGCUGGCGACCCAGAGGUUUCAUGUAAGGCUACAAUUGCUUAUACAUAUAACAGCCAGCUUGACAAGACUUCACCAUACAGCACCCCUCAACAAAGUUUGAAAUCUCAAGUCUAUCUUAACUUAUGUGACCAAGGUAAAGGAAAUGCCACAUUACCUAAUGAUAAGGCAUUAAAGACUGAUUUGGUUUAUUUUGGCUUUGUUUAUCUAGCUGCCAGUGGGCAUGCUGAUGUUGAAGUUGAGGAAAGAACAUUUCAUGUUGUUGGAAUGAAGGUCCACCAGACAAUACCACAGAGUGACACAAUACAACACCGUAAAGCUGUGGUACAAGACAUCCGUGACACCAUCAACCACCUCCACACCCAGAGGCCUGGACUGCCCACUAUACCACAGCCUCACUCACCUGCCAUUCAUUCAGCUAAGUAUCUGAUUAAUCGCUGCCAUGACACCAUCAGCUUUACCCCAUUUGAACUCAUUGAAAAGGGCCGUCGAGCACAUGAGAAGGCUGAGAUGCAGAGACACCUUGCCGAGAAGGUGACCGAGCGGCAGAUUGACCGUGAGGUUGCCAAGGGUCACCGAAAUGAGCUUAUGGCAGCUCGGACGACAGAAGCACGCCUUCGCAAGGACCAGGACCGGGGAGACAUGGUGAAAGCUUUUACUUUACAGCGAGCCAGGAGUGACCAGGACGUCCAGAAGGCACGUCAUAAACACACCCAGUUCUUGGAGGAGAAGAGGCAUAGAAUACAAGAUCAGGAGAUGGUUUGCAGCUUCAGCAGACAGCACAACUCCCUAGCCAGGGUUGUUUUUAGAUACAACACAUGGAGCCAAGGAAACUACCAAUAGAAGGAUGAAAGGGUCAUGUUGAGCAUUUAACAAGCCAAGUCACAGAAGUACACAGUCAAGAUGGAAAUUUUACAUGAAACUGUAAACACAAUUGAAAAUGACAUUUGUGGACACAUCUAAAUGAGCUUAUGGUGCCUGUUAUUAUGAAAAGAC
Messenger RNA from Triplophysa dalaica, 2189 nucleotides. It is a transcript of the gene lrriq3, whose product is annotated as leucine rich repeats and IQ motif containing 3. The record is from RefSeq and is a predicted model, not a curated record. Bases 270 to 2036 code for a protein of 588 amino acids. The transcript is spliced from 7 exons. Gene Ontology annotation, molecular function: protein binding. Lineage: Eukaryota; Metazoa; Chordata; Actinopteri; Cypriniformes; Nemacheilidae.